AUACUGCCUGAUACUGCACAGUGCACGCGCCACCGCGUAAAUAUGCAACAAAACUGCAUUGCGUGUUGACGAAGGAAAAAAGCAGUCCACUGCUGCAACCCGAUACCUAUCCCACGCAACACAGUGCACCGCCGCACAGCUCGGGAAAGUGCACGUCUGUUAAUACACGCACACGUCAGGUGGUCGCGCUAUUGUGAGUUGGCUGCAGCGGCGACAAUCGGAUUACGGCAGUUCUAUACAGCGCUAGAAAAAAAGCAAAUCUUCGCUAAUCUAAUAGAGAGCCGCAACGACGACUGCAUUCGAGCUGCAGCAAAUGUCAAAUCAACGGGCAGUUCUCGACAUCUUCUCGCUCUAUUCGUUCGUGCUGAAAAGGAGGACGUAAACAUAAACACUGUUGUGCGGCGAAAGGAGGAGGCUGCAGACAGAUUAGAUUACUGCAUGCGCGAAAAACGGAUAAGUCCGUGACGUGCGAGUGAGAGAGAGAGUUGCGUUUCAGGUUUUAUCAGUCAUUGCCUGCUCCGCUCCGUGUGUUUUUCAAAGUGCGUCAAAACCUUUCUCCUUUCCCACCUACACGACGAGUUGUCGCGUGCGUUGCCACACACUCGCGGCGACGAGACGACGUGUGAGGAGAGUGAGAAAUCCUACGACCACUGUGCUGUUGUGUGGGUGGCCUGGAACGUCAGCUGUCAAACUUUCCUUCCGAUACACCGAGGUCUUCCCGCGACUUCCUGGGGGGGGGGAAAAGUGCAAAGAGGAGGUUUCCGAAUCUGGGGUGGAUGGGCCUGAGAAGCUGAGUUCCUGGAUGUCGGGAGGUUACUUCUACUGCUAACCAUAUGCAUGAUUAUUGAAGAAGAGAGAUCCUAAUACGGCAGGCAGUGGUUUAGCAGAGCCUAUUGUGCUUUUGGUGAGAAACUCUCACAUGGGAGAAGCGAGAGUGAAACCUGACUAUGUACUGAAAUAGAUAGAUAAGAGCAGUUAGAAAUUGUAAGAAUGCAUUUCUCGGUGCCAGACACCCAGGAACUCAUUGAUGAAGCUGGAAAUGCAUACUUGGGAUACAAUGUGCAUAUCAAUGGUUUAUUCCAUUGCACAGUCAGAUACAAGCAGCUUCAUAAUCUACAUGAACAGUUGGUUAAAGAUUUAGAAGUACCUUUGCCAUCUUUUCCCCCAAAGAAAUUCUUCCCUCUAACAGUAAAUCAACAGGAAGACAGAAGACUUUCUCUUGAUAAAUAUAUCCAGACUAUUGGUCAAAACACAAGUAUUAAUAAUUCCGAACUGCUGAAUGGAUUUUUAUUGAGCGCACAGUUGGAAAGUGCAGUAGGUUUAGUGGAAGAUGAAAAUGUCGAUGUGUUCCUUAUGAAUGGCUUGAAAAUUAAUCUUGAUGUUACAGUGGCUGAAAAUUCUGGUCAAAUUUUAAAAAAAGUAUGCAAACAAAUUAAAUUGGAUGAAAAACUUUGUCCAUAUUUUUCUCUAUUCAUUGUUUACCAAGAUGAAGAAAAUUUUGUUGUUUUACGAAAACUACAAGACUUUGAAUCUCCAAUCAUUACUCAAAGAAAUAUGCAUAAGAUGGGUACCAGGAUAGUCAUAGGCAAAUGGUACUGGGAUGCAGCAUUUGAUUUUGAAAUGCUUAAUGAUUCAGUAGCGUUAAAUUUACUAUAUAUUCAAGCUAGUGCUGAAGUAGAAAGAGGUUGGAUUCCUGCCACAGAAGAACUGAAACGUCGCUUGAAUACCUUAAAAGAACGUAAUGCAAAGGAAGAGUACUUGGAGAUUGUUCGAUCACUGAAGUACUAUGGAUAUAUACAAUUUGCACCUUGUCUCUGUGAUUAUCCUCAAGCUGGUUCAAAAGUUUUAGUAUCAAUAGGAAAAAAUGAAUUAAAUAUAAGGAUUGCUUCUAGUGAAGGUGAUCAAGAGGAAGUAGGAUUCAAAGUUACUAGAAUGCGUUGCUGGCGCAUUACAACUCUACAUGAGGGUAACGACAAAUAUGAGGAAACUCCAGAAUGCAGUCUUGAACUGUCUUUUGAAUAUUUAAUGGCAAAAGACCACUUGCAAUGGAUAACUAUUUCUUCCGAACAAGCCAUUCUAAUGUCUGUAUGCUUACAAUCAAUGAUUGAUGAACUUUUGUUAAAAAACGUAGGAGGCGUUAAAAACCAAGAAGUGACAGGAAAAACGUGGACAUACAUUACAAGAGACGGUUACAGUCGAACGGUUAUGGGGUCUCCAUCCCCUGAAAGUUUUAAUAAGAAUACAAAAGAAAACGAAAUCAAUGCUCGUACAAAAACAGAGCCAAUUAUUAAAAAAAUAACAGAAAGAUUUUCUGCUGUCAAAGUUAAAAAACCAAAUGCAGCCAAGUCGCCGAUUCCCAACCAAGAAAGAAGAUGUAAUACUGAUGGUGAUUUACUAGAAAAUAAUGCAUUUUGCAUGAUAGGUGACGAUGACCUAUAAAAAUAAUUACUACAGUUAAUUUAGUAUGUUGCCAUGCUCGUUUCAUAUACAGUAUUUCAUAAGUUUUGAUUAUAAAAUAAUUAAGCAGAAUUCAUUGAACAUUCAAUGCGUAACACUGAACGUUGCUUAUAACUAUUAUAACAAUUAUUAAAUUUAAAAAAUAAUUUUAACAAAUUUCCAUUUGAUCUAUAUUCAUAAAAAAGCAGUACUUACAUACGAAAACUUCUUACUCGAAAUAUAAAUUACAUGGUAUGAAAUGAGAAAUCGAUAUGUUAUCUUGUUAGUAGUAUAUUUUUAUGCAAGUAUAAUAAAUCAGAUCGCGUCUUUUUUAAUUUUAUAUAAUAUAUAGAUGGAAAUAUUUUUUCAUAUGUCAGUAUUUUAAUUCAUGCGAAUACAAAUGACUAAUGAAAUUAUUGCAAUAAGUUAAAGUUAACUAAAACAACCAGUGGCCAAAUUAUUUAUAUAUAAUCAAAUUAUAUUUCAAAGUAUUGAGGAUAGAAACAUUAUAUAUUUUUAGUAACUUGCGGUUUGUACAUAACAGUGCCUGGAACUAGGAUUCAAAAUAAAGAUUUUUUUUAAUAUUUUUAAUUGUAGAAAAAAAAUUUAAGGAAAUUGUACAUUUUUAAAUACUGUUUCAUGUUUAUAUCUAAUUAAUAGUCUAAUAUUAAGACUAAGAGUUUACAAAAUAAAAGUUUAAAGAAAAAGUUUAAGAUUUAAUGGAAGUAUUUUAUCUAAGCUACCUCGCUUGUAAAUAAAACAUACAUUUUUGUUAAUAAAAUAAUGUAAAUGCAUUUAUAUGUAUUUAAAAAUACAAGAUGCAAUCGUCUUAUGAAAAUUCAUGACCUUUUGAGAUUAUAAACGAUAUUCUUAAAUAAAAAAAAAUUAAGAAACAUAAUUUCGACGUACAUAUCACGACAGUUUCGACAGAAAUUGUUGAAUGUAAUGUGAUAAUGUUAAUGAUAUUUUAAAAUAUUUAUUACGAGAAGCAAUGAACUUUUGAAGGUUAAGUAAAAUGAACUUUAGAAUCUCUAAUUUCAAUGUUAUAUCUUGGCGCACAAUCGUGUCAGUUACAAGUGUAUCUGUGUGCUGUGUUAGUAAAUAUUGUACCAUAUAUAUAAUACUGUAAACUGCCGCUUGUAAAAAUCAGAGGUCAAUAAUAAAUUUAUACAUUUUCAUUUGUAAA
This is a messenger RNA of Nasonia vitripennis (jewel wasp), 3622 nucleotides long. It is a transcript of the gene Snx17, whose product is annotated as sorting nexin-17. Gene Ontology annotation, molecular function: phosphatidylinositol binding. Gene Ontology annotation, cellular component: early endosome. Bases 991 to 2439 code for a protein of 482 amino acids. NCBI's taxonomy places the organism in Eukaryota, Metazoa, Arthropoda, Insecta, Hymenoptera, Pteromalidae. The transcript has 8 exons. The record is from RefSeq and is a predicted model, not a curated record. Gene Ontology annotation, biological process: intracellular protein transport.